CUAUCGCCCUUUGUCCUCCAGCCUCCCCCGGGCUCUGGGCCUGCGGGCCUGGUUGCUAGGCGGAAGCGGGGCGCGGCGGCGUCCGCUGCGGCUGCCCGGGCGUUUGAAAAGCAGCUUAGCAGGCGGCCAAAGACCCCGCCGCCGCGACCAUGGUCUCCAAGUCCGACCAGCUGCUCAUCGUCGUAUCCAUCCUAGAAGGUCGCCAUUUCCCCAAACGUCCAAAGCAUAUGCUUGUGGUAGAAGCCAAGUUCGAUGGAGAGCAGCUGGCUACUGAUCCUGUCGACCACACUGACCAGCCCGAGUUUGCUACCGAGUUAGCCUGGGAAAUUGACAGGAAAGUGCUUCAUCAGCACAGGUUACAGCGCACGCCUAUCAAACUCCAGUGCUUCGCCUUGGAUCCUCUGUCUUCUGCCAAGGAAACCAUAGGCUACAUUGUGUUGGACUUAAGAACUGCUCAGGAAACAAAGCAGGCACCUAAGUGGUACCAGUUGCUGAGUAACAAAUACACCAAGUUCAAGUCUGAAAUACAGAUCAGUAUCACUUUGGAAACAGAUGCAAAGGCACAGGUGGAUAGUUUUAAAGCCAAAGGAGCCCCUCCUCGGGAUGGAAAAGUUCCUGCUAGCCUGUCUGGAGUUGACCCGAAGGACAUUGUUGCAGUGUUGAAUGAGGAGGGAGGCUACCAUCAGAUUGGUCCGGCAGAGCAUUGUACUGACCCCUUUAUUCUGUCAGUCACCAUAGCAUUUGCCACCCAGUUGGAACAGUUAAUUCCCUGUACCAUGAAGCUUCCAGAAAGGCAGCCCGAGUUUUUCUUUUACUAUUCUCUACUGGGAAAUGAUGUUACAAAUGAGCCUUUCAAUGAUUUGAUCAACCCAAACUUUGAGCCCGAGAGAGCGUCUGUUCGCAUACGUAGCAGUGUGGAGGUUCUGCGUGUGUACCUGGCUUUCCAUUCUAAACUGCAGAUCCAUCUCUGCUGUGGAGACCAAUCACUUGGCAGCACAGAAAUCCCGUUAAAUGGAUUGCUGAAGAAGGGCAGUACAGAAAUUAACCAGCAUCCGGUCACAGUCGAGGGUGCUUUCACCCUUGAUCCUCCCAACCGAGCCAAGCAGAAGCUGGCCCCUGUCCCCCUGGAGCUGGCCCCCACCGUGGGAGUGUCAGUUUCUCUGCAGAGAGAAGGCAUCGAUUCCCAGUCUUUAAUUGAAUUAAAGACCCAGAAUGGACAUGAGCCUGAGCAUUCAAAGAAGAGAGUUUUAACCCCCAUAAAGGAGAAGACACUCACUGGAGCAAAGUCACCAAAUGUGUCCCCUGUCCAACCUCAAACCCAGACACCGCCAACCAAAGAUGAUGCAACAGAAAGUGAAGUGGAGAGCCUGCAGUACGACAAGGAUCCAAAACAAAAUGUGAAGGGUAUUAGUUCCAUACCUGCUUCACUGGCGCAGCCAGUGGCCCCCUCCAAUGCGUCAGAAGUGGUGACCUCAGGACAGAAGAUCGCCGUUCCAGCAACAUCACAUCACUUUUGCUUUUCAAUAGACUUAAGAAGCAUCCAUGGCUUGGAAAUUAGUUUUCCAGUCAAUUGCAUAUUGAGGUACUCCUACCCAUUCUUUGGUAGUGCGGCUCCUAUUAUGACUAACCCUCCUGUAGAAGUUCGGAAAAACAUGGAAGUUUUUCUUCCCCAGUCUUACUGUGCAUUUGAUUUUGCAACCAUGCCUCACCAGCUGCAAGACACUUUCCUAAGGAUCCCACUGCUGGUUGAAUUAUGGCACAAGGAUAAAAUGAGUAAAGACUUACUCCUUGGGAUUGCAAGAAUCCAGCUUUCUAACAUCUUGUCUGCAGAAAAGACCCGGUUUUUGGGUGCUAAUGGUGAACAGUGUUGGCGGCAGACUUACAGUGAGAGCGUGCCUGUCAUGGCAGCACAGGGGUCGAAUAACCGGAUAGUAGAUCUUUCUUACACGAUGACUCUGGAAGACUAUGGACUAGUGAAAAUGCGUGAGAUCUUUGUGUCUGACUCAUCUCAGGGUCUGUCUGCUGUGCAGCAGAAGCCAUCUUCUCCUCCUCCGGCUCCUUGUCCUUCUGAGGUCCAGAUGGAGCCUCGUGAGACCUUAGAGUACAAGGCUGCGCUUGAGCUGGAGAUGUGGAAAGAGAUGCAGGAAGACAUAUUUGAAAGUCAGCUGAAGCAGAAAGAAUUGGCUCACAUGCAAGCUCUUGCAGAAGAAUGGAAAAAAAGGGACCGGGAAAGAGAGUCACUAGUGAAGAAAAAGGUAGCUGAAUACAGUAUUCUAGAAGGCAGACUUCAGAAAGCCUUAACUGAGCUCGAGACCCGAGAGCAGCAGCUUGCCAGUGCGGAAGUGGAGCUUCAAAGAGAGAGGAAGGAACUGCAGUCAGAACGGGAGCGGAACCUGCAGGAACUUCAGGACUCUGUCCGCAGGGCCAGAGACGACUGUAUUCACCAGGUGGAGCUGGAGAGGCUGAAGUUGAAGCAGCUGGAAGAGGACAAGCACCGCCUCCAGCAGCAGCUUAAUGAUGCUGAAAACAAGUAUAAGGUGUUAGAAAAAGAGUUCCACCAGUUCAAGGAUCAACAAAGCAACAAUCCAGAAAUACGGCUGCAGUCGGAAAUAAAUCUCCUCACCUUGGAAAAGGUUGAACUUGAAAGAAAGUUGGAAUCUGCAACCAAGUCUAAACUACAUUACAAGCAGCAGUGGGGACGAGCUUUGAAAGAACUUGCCAGACUCAAGCAGAAGGAGCAAGAAAGUCAAAUGGCUCGCCUUAAAAAGCAGCAAGAGGAGUUGGAGCAGAUGCGCCUGCGUUACCUGGCUGCCGAGGAGAAGGAGACAGUAAAAACUGAGCAACAGGAACUGCUGGACAUACGGAACGAACUGAACAGGUUAAGGCAGCAAGAACAGAAGCAGUACCAGGACUGCAGAGAGAUAGCAGCUGGGCCGCUGGGCAGCCCGCGGGCCUCUGCGCUGGAGGAAGGCCUGGAUGACUGUCUGACCCGGCUGAUAGAGGAAAGGGACACUCUGAUGAGAACCGGCGUGUAUAACCACGAAGACCGAAUAAUAAGUGAGCUAGACCGGCAGAUCAGAGAGGUUUUGGCAAAAAACAUUGCCAGUAAUUAGUAAUUAGUAAU
This is a messenger RNA of Peromyscus eremicus (cactus mouse), 3124 nucleotides long. It is a transcript of the gene Cep120, whose product is annotated as centrosomal protein 120. The coding region runs from base 150 to 3113 and encodes 987 amino acids. Lineage: Eukaryota; Metazoa; Chordata; Mammalia; Rodentia; Cricetidae. The transcript is spliced from 21 exons. Gene Ontology annotation, cellular component: centriole; centrosome. The record is from RefSeq and is a predicted model, not a curated record. Gene Ontology annotation, biological process: positive regulation of centriole elongation; centrosome cycle; interkinetic nuclear migration.